UCACUCAUGUGGUUUAGAAGUGCUGGCAAGCCAAGUUGCGCGCCUGUAUAUUGAGAGGGAAAAAAAAAACAGAAGAAAAACUGUAAGAGGUGGGGGAAACAGAAGAGAAAGAGGAAGACAGAGAAGAAGAGAGUGACACCUCAGAGUGAAGACAAACAAGCCAAGGAGAAGAGAAACAUCAGGAAACCAUAACCUAAAGGAGGUCCUCAUCUUCUACUUGAAGACCCUCGGCUGAGGGUUUCUCCUGCUUCAUCCAAACUGAGGACCAAAAAGGAAUAUGCCUUGGCCUCCCUGUCCUCCCUAUCACCGAUCCAGACGGUCAACAUGAUCUCCCACUACCCUCUGGCCACCCUGCUGCCCUGGCCUGCUACUCCCCACUACAACACCUGUCCCGACCUGGACUGCAUCCUGCUGCUGGAAGGGGAGGGUGGCGUCUCCCUGCAGAGGUACCAGCCUCGCUCUCCGGAGAGCAGUCCACACCACUGGAGCUCUGUGCAGGACUGGGGGGAGGAAGUCGAGGAAGGAGCCAUUUACAAUGUGACGCUAAAGAGGGUUCAGAUCCAGCAGGCAGCAAACAAGGGAGCAAGAUGGCUCGGGGUGGAGGGUGAUCGUCUACCUCCCGGCCACACUGUGAGCCAGCUGGAGACAUGCAAGAUCCGAAGCAUCCGCGCUGGAACACUGGAGCGCCUGGUGGAGACGUUACUGACUGCAUUCGGAGACAACGACCUCACCUACACCUCCAUCUUCCUGUCCACCUACAGAGCCUUCGCCAGCACGCAGACUGUGCUGCAGCUGCUGCUAGACAGGUAUGGAAGUGUAGGAGAAAAUGAGCAGGAGUCAGGGAGAUGCCAAGGCACUGAAACCAAUGGAGCCAUCAGAAAUGCCUUAGCCUCCAUUCUGCGUGCAUGGCUGGACCAGUGUCCUGAAGACUUCCAGGAGCCUCCAGACUACCCCUGCCUCCACCGGCUCAUGGACUACCUGCGCAGGACUCUGCCAGGCUCUGAGGCUCUGAGACGAGCAGAGAGUCUGCUGGAGCAGCUGCAGAGUCAGGCUGGCAUGGAUGAAAGUGAUGCUGGUUUUCAAGGCAACAGUUCUUUCUGCCUUGGGGAGGAAGAAGAAGUGGAGAUUGAGCUGCAGGAGGACUUUGUGUCAUUCGAUGCAGACCUAGUGGCAGAGCAGCUGACCUACAUGGAUGCACUGCUGUUUAAAAAAGUUGUACCACACCACUGCCUGGGCUCCAUCUGGUCUCAGAGGGAUAAAAAGCACAACAAGCACAGCGCCCCCACCAUCCGUGCCACUAUCACGCAGUUUAACGCAGUGGCAGCCUGUGUGGUCAGCACAGUGCUGAAGCACAGACAGAUCAGACCACAUGUCAGAGCGCGAGUCAUCCAGCGCUGGAUAGACAUCGCACAGGAGUGCAGGAUACGUAAAAACUUCUCCUCUCUCAGAGCAAUUGUUUCUGCGCUGCAGUCCAACCCUCUCUACAGGCUGAAAAGAGCAUGGGCCUGUGUGAACAAAGACAGCAUGCAGACGUUUGAAGAACUGUCAGAUAUUUUCUCCGACCACAACAACUACCUGACCAGCAGAGAGCUCCUCAUGAGGGAAGGCACUUCAAAGUUUGCCAGUCUGGAGAGUUGUGCCAAGGAGCACCAGAAACGUACACACAAGAGACUUCAGCUGCAGAAGGAAAUGGGAGCAAUGCAAGGAACCAUUCCAUAUUUGGGGACUUUCCUGACAGACCUGACCAUGUUGGAUACGGCUCUACCUGACCUGGUGGAGGGUGGUCUGAUCAACUUUGAGAAGAGACGAAGGGAGUUUGAGGUGAUCGCUCAGAUCAAACUGCUCCAGUCGGCCUGUAACAGCUACUGUCUGACUCCAGAGCCGGCGUUCCUGCGCUGGUUUAAGAGCCAGCCUCAGCUCAGUGAGGAGGAGAGUUAUGCCUUGUCCUGUGAGAUUGAAGGUCUUGGAGACAGCAGCCCAACACCGCCCAAACCUCGAAAAAGUAUGGUGAAGAGACUCAGCCUCCUGUUUCUUGGAUCUGACAGCAGUGCAGCCAGUUCUCCAGUCAGAGAGACGCCACGGUCGCCCCCUACUGGCAGCUCAGGGGAGAGCAUGGACUCGGUCAGCGUGUCCUCCAGCGACUCCAGCAGCCCGUCAGACAGCGAGGGCCUCACCCCAACACACAGCUCCGACUCACAGCACAACAAGCUAUCGGAAUCCUCCUCAUGUACGUCACUCCACUCCAUGGACACCAGCUCUUCCACAGCCAGUGUCUCCACCACGUCUGCGUCUCCCUCGCACCCCGGACCCCCCUGCACCCACAGGCGCUCCAUCUCCCUCACAGCCAUGUCACCCUGCUCCCCAAGUCAAGCCCUGACUUACAACACCCAGGCCCAGGACGCGUGCAUCAUUAGAGUGAGUCUGGAGCAGGGCAACGGGAACCUCUACAAGAGCAUACUGUUGACCAAUCAAGACAAGACUCCAGCUGUGAUCUCACGAGCAAUGGCGAAGCACAACCUAGAGACAGAGCCUGAGGAGGGAUACGAGCUUGUUCAAGUCAUCUCUGAGGAGAAAGAGCUUGUGAUCCCUGACAAUGCCAACGUCUUUUACGCCAUGAACACCUCUGCUAACUUUGACUUCCUGCUGAGGGUGCGAGGCUCCGCAGGUCGGGCGGUGCAACUCCGGAGCCGGUGUAGCUCCACGCUUCCUCGCACACAGCACAGGUCAAGCCUGUCGCUCAGACUCAGCAAAGUAACACUGUGACGCUGACCUGCAUGGGACCCUUACACCACUAAUCCAGGACAAUACAGGGUGUAGACUCAUUGGGCUGUAGAAGAGGAGGUUGGAUGAGGAGCUCUGGUAGAUUUCAGACUUUUGAGGAGCUCAUCCUGGACUGUACCAUCCCUUCUCAGCCUGUCUUUCUUGCCUUAAUAUUGAACGUGGAUGUGUAGCGCGACUGCUGUGCCAGUGGGACUAGACUUUAAAUUGUGAUGCCUGUGAUGGUGUGAAACAGCGACCUCUUGUGGCCUCUGAUUUUUACUACCACAGGUUUUUGCACAUGUUUUGGGAGUGGCCAAACUCCUGACCUCCAACAGUAUUCUGACAUUGAAUGAACUAGUGUUUUUUUUGUCUUGUGAUGUUUGUAGCUGAAUACCGUAUUUUCUGGUAACAGAAAGAGAAGGCUUUUACCUUUACAAAGAAAGAAUGGACCUCUGACAGUAUUCUGAAUGAUAUUAAUUGACUGAUUGAUUGACAGGAGCUGCGAUGCCAUUAUUUUCCCCAUUUGGACACGUUUUGUUGUGUUCAACCCCUCUCAUAUUGUGAGCUGUGUGACGAAUGCUGUGUGCGUUCUGAUUGGUUCCUUACCUUAACUUGGUUUUAACAAGUCCUUGCCUAAUUUGAAACAGCCUUACUUACCCUGACUAAAGGGUGCAUAGAUGACCUUUUCUGCUGCUUUCUGAUCCAGAGAAAUACCUUACAUUUUCAGCAUGUGUUGUACAAGCUGAGAAGAAUCUAGAAAGUCUCCCUGAAUCAGAAAACACCAUAAAAGUGUCUCUUACUUGUACCUCUUUGCUCUUCAUGAUAUGAACUAUAGAGUUGCACUUGUCAGCUGUUAGCAGAUGCCAAUGGGAUGUGAAUAGAGAAGAAUGAGCCAGCCACUCUUCACUUAAUGAAAUAUUAUUGUUAUUUGUGUUUGUAACUGUUGCUUUUAUUUUUUUUUAAAAAUAUGUUUUUGUAACACAAUUCUGGCUGGAAAAUGUGCCAGACUCUAAAGUAAUGAAGGGCUUGUGUCAUAAAAGAAAAAAAGCCAGUUUUGAAUUUAACUGUGAUCCAUUUCCAUUUGGAAACUUGUACUGAGAGACACUUUGCUUUAUCAUGCAAACAAAAGCCAAACAGCUCUUCACACAGUCAACAGCAAUCUGUUUGUCCCAUGGGUGCACUUCUCAUCUCCAUCAUCGCUUCUCACCUGUCAUAUAAACACUCAACGAGACAGUUACAGUCCAUUCCUGCAGAUCUCACAGUGCCAUGCUAAUGUGCCAUCAUUAAAUGUUUGUGUAAUCAGUUAAUGUCCCUUGGUUGGUGUUAUAUUCCUCCAUGGAGAGCUGAUUCACUUGUGUUAACGAUUCAUCGGGACUAAUCAUUCGUCUCCAUGCAGCACUUCACUUUAAAUGUUCUCGGUCCCUGUUAUUCACUGCCAAAGACUCUUGCUCUACCUGAAUAAAUAAAUUAUUAUCAUUAUUAUAA
Messenger RNA from Cheilinus undulatus (humphead wrasse), 4245 nucleotides. RefSeq names its product ral guanine nucleotide dissociation stimulator-like 1 (gene rgl1). Gene Ontology annotation, molecular function: guanyl-nucleotide exchange factor activity. The coding region runs from base 325 to 2763 and encodes 812 amino acids. The record is from RefSeq and is a predicted model, not a curated record. The transcript has 18 exons. Lineage: Eukaryota; Metazoa; Chordata; Actinopteri; Labriformes; Labridae. Gene Ontology annotation, biological process: Ras protein signal transduction; positive regulation of GTPase activity. Gene Ontology annotation, cellular component: plasma membrane.